This is a messenger RNA of Ipomoea triloba (trilobed morning glory), 3627 nucleotides long. RefSeq lists its product as uncharacterized. The transcript has 6 exons. NCBI's taxonomy places the organism in Eukaryota, Viridiplantae, Streptophyta, Magnoliopsida, Solanales, Convolvulaceae. Bases 1 to 3627 code for a protein of 1208 amino acids. The record is from RefSeq and is a predicted model, not a curated record. Gene Ontology annotation, molecular function: DNA helicase activity. Gene Ontology annotation, biological process: DNA repair; telomere maintenance.
AUGAAGCAACUAACGUCAACUCUCAUAGGCAGUAAAAGGAAGCACCAUUCUAAUAANUCUUUUACAUCAUUAGGAGCAAAGAUUGACAAAUCUAUAAACAAUGGUUCUUGCCCACCAAUGUUUAGGAUUAGUGGUCAGGAUUUUCAUCUAAUGGGAGGCCUAAGACCCCAAGAUGGUAGCAGCCCAAAAUUUGCCCAACUGUACAUACAUGACACAGAGAAUGAAAUCCAAAAUCGCAUCAAUGCAUUCGGGGGUAACAAUGAUGACGGCAAACUACAGGAAGAUAUAGUGGAAGAUAUUAAGCAAGAUUUGGAUGAGCAUAAUGUGUUAGUUAAAACAUUCCGUUUUGCAAAAUCCAAAAUGGAGAAUAAUCCAAGUGUAGAGUAUAAGAUAAGGUUGAUUGGCAAGCGAAACGGUGAUGCACGGACUUACAACUUACCAACUGCAUCAGAGGUUGCUGCUUUAAUUGUAGGAGAUUUAUCCGCUACGUCAGGUAACCGAGAUAUUUUGGUGGAGACUAAUGCAGGAUCCCUAAAGAGGAUAAAUGAGCUUAACCCAGCGUAUUUGCCGUUGCAAUAUCCGUUACUGUUUCCCUAUGGAGAAGACGGAUAUAGGGAAGAUAUUCAAUUCAACAUCUCGAGGAAGAAGGAAAGUGGAGGUAGAGUCCGUGUUUCACAACGUGAGUUCUUCGCAUAUAGGAUGCAUGACAGGUUUAAUGAAGUGUCAACAAUACUAUAUGCCAAGAGACUGUUCCAACAAUUUUUGGUCGAUGCAUACACCAUGGUUGAAUCCAGCAGGUUGUUGUUUAUUAGGAACAAUCAAAAGGCUUUAAGGUGUGAAGCCUACAAAGGACUAUCCGAUGCAUUGACUAGAGGUGAAGUGGAUACAGCCCGUCAAGGUAAACGAAUCAUCUUACCAUCCAGCUUCACAGGCGGGGCUAGGUACAUGAUUCAGAAUUACCAGGAUGCGAUGGCUAUCUGUAGACACAAGGGAUAUCCAAAUUUGUUUAUAACGUUUACCUGUAAUCCAAAGUGGCCAGAAAUACAAAGGUACUUGAAAAAAUGUCAGCUGAAGGCUGAAGACAGACUUGAUAUUGUAUGUAGGGUCUUCAAAAUGAAGCUUGAUUGUUUGGUUAAAGAGAUAAGGAUAGGUCAUCUCUUUGGUGUUGUCACAACAGUUGUCUAUACUAUUGAAGUCCAAAAGCGUGGGUUACCACAUGCCCACAUUUUAAUCUUCCUUGAAAGAGUACAAAGCUUAUCAACAGCCGCAUGCAUGGACAAUUUCAUUUCUGCUGAAAUUCCAGACAAAGAGGAAGAUUAUGAGUACUACAAAGCUGUAGAAGAAUUUAUGAUUCACGGACCGUGUGGACUACACAAGAAAACCUCUCCAUGCAUGGUGAACAACAAGUGUUCUAAACACUUUCCGAAGAAAUUUGUUGAGGUUUCUUCUUGGGAUGCUGAAGGCUACCCAAUAUACAAGCGUUCUGAUAAUGGUAGAUUUGUGCAAAAGAAUGAGAUCCAAUUAGAUAGUCGAUACGUGGUUCCACAUAAUAGAUACCUACUUCUCAAAUACAAAGCACACAUUAAUGUUGAAUGGUGUAACCAGUCGAGGUCAAUCAAGUACCUCUUCAAGUAUGUCAACAAAGGAAAUGACAGGGUGACUGCUGAGUUCUAUAAGAGUACUAACGAGGAUGGUCAAGAUGAGGUUGUUGAUGAAAUAAGCAUGUUUUAUGAUUGCAGAUAUGACGAUGACAAGAUAGAAGAUGUUCUCAACAGACCCACGGUAAAUCAAAGCAUGUUCACUGCAUGGUCCGAUGCAAACAAGACUUUUGAUGCUGCUAAACAAUUGGCUUAUAUUGACAUGCCUACCAAGUUUGUUUGGAAGAAGGAUAUCAGACAGUGGCAUCCACGGAAAAGGGGAUUCGCAAUUGGUCGCAUCUUUUAUGUCCCUCCGGGAAGUGGUGAAAUAUAUUAUUUGAGAUGUCUGUUGAAUGUAGUUCGGGGUCCUACAAAUUUUGAAGACAUCAAGACCUUUCAAGGUGUCACAUAUCCGACUUUUCGAGAUGCAUGCUAUGCAAGGGGUUUGUUAGACGAUGAUAAAGAAUACAUCGAUGCAAUCAAUGAAGCAAGCGAGUGGUCUACUGCAAAGGCAAUGAGAAGACUUUUUGUAAUUUUAUUAACGUCCAACUUGGUGAGUAGACCUGAAAAUGUUUGGAAUGCAGUAUGGCAUCACCUUGCUGAAGACAUGCAAUACAACAGACGAACAGCCUUGCAGGAUAAAGAUAUUUGUUUAUCGGAGGAGGAAAAAAAGAAUUUAGCAUUGAUUGAGAUUGAGCGACUGUUACAGUUAUACAAUAAGUCUUUGAAAGAUUAUCCUCAAAUGCCAAUUCCAAAUUUUGACGAUUCAUGGUUAGUUCAUAAUCGUUUGGUUUUUGAAGAGUUGGCUUAUGACCGUGCUGCACUAGGUAAGGAGACCGAACAAAUGGAGGAGCAGCUAACUGAUGAACAAAGAGUGGUUUAUGAUACUGUUAUCAAUGAUGUAAGCCAAAACAUGGGUGGUCUGUAUUUCGUUUAUGGCUAUGGAGGUACAGGAAAAACAUUUGUUUGGAAGGCAAUAUCAUGCAAGAUCCGAUCCAUGGGAGAUAUUGUAAUCAAUGUUGCGUCAAGUGGCAUCGCAUCACUGCUACUACCUGGAGGAAGAACAGCACAUUCUAGGUUUGCAAUACCAAUUGUGUUAACAGAGGACUCCACAUGCAACAUCAUGCCUGGCAGCCAACUUGCAGAACUCAUGACUAUGGCUAAACUUAUUAUAUGGGAUGAAGCACCAAUGAUGCACAGACACUGUUUUGAAGCUCUAGACAGAACUAUGCGCGAUCUAAUGAGAUCAAAAGAUCCUCACAGUGAGGGGAAAACCUUUGGAGGAAAAACAGUUGUAUUUGGAGGUGACUUUAGACAAAUACUGCCAGUCAUUCCUAAAGGAUCUAGACAAGAUAUUGUCCAAGCAACAAUAAAUGCUUCUUAUCUUUGGGCAACAUGUAAAGUACUUAGGCUGACCAAAAAUUUGCGACUAAAUACCAUGCAACCGGGGGUUAAUAUGCAACAAGUGCAAGAAUUUGCAACAUGGUUAGCUGAUAUUGGUGAUGGCAAAGUCGGAGGACCCAACGAUGGUUAUGCAAAUGUGCAAAUCCCUUCUGAGAUGUUAUUGCCAUCAUCUGGUGACAAUAUAUCAACAAUAGUUGAUACCAUAUUUCCAUUGUUCAAGGAAAGGGGAUGCGAUGAAGAGUACAUGAAAAGCCGUGCCAUACUAGCUCCAACACUUGAUGUCGUCAACGCCAUCAAUGAAUAUAUGAGUGACUUACAUAUUGCUGAGAGUAAGACUUACCUCAGUUGUGACACGGUAUGUAAAUCAGACUCAAGUAAUGGUGUACUUUCUGAUAUGCAUACUCCUGAAUUUCUAAAUGGUCUGAAAGCCUCUGGCAUACCAAAUCAUGCAUUAACGUUAAAGGUUGGAUCACCAAUAAUGCUCUUGAGGAACAUAGAUCACGCACUUGGACUUUGUAAUGGAACAAGACUGGUGAUUACAAGGUUAUCUAAUCAUGUUGUUGAAGCAAAGAUUGUAACUGGUUAA